Baudoinia panamericana UAMH 10762 is the source of this 2219-nucleotide messenger RNA. RefSeq lists its product as uncharacterized. Bases 107 to 1945 code for a protein of 612 amino acids. The record is from RefSeq and is a predicted model, not a curated record. Lineage: Eukaryota; Fungi; Ascomycota; Dothideomycetes; Mycosphaerellales; Teratosphaeriaceae. The transcript has a single exon.
UUGUGGGCGUCCGUUGCAGUGCCAGCUCGGUCUAAGUUGGCUAUCUCCUCCCCCUAGACGAUAACCACAUCCUGUACCCUCUAUCGUCGCUUACCGGCACGUAGAAAUGGCGCGUGUCUCAUUCGGUUCACGAGCGGGCAUCGCUAAUGACUUUACUGCUAACGGCGCCCUCGGGCUGCGUCAGUCGAGGGUCAGCGGCGUUUACGGAUCGCUUCCAGAUCUCACAUUCGCAUUGAAGAAAGAGAUUGCGGCAUGUACAGAGAGCGAGCUUCCGGAGCUUACAACAUGCGAACUAUCGAUUGAGGAAAACGCGACUCUCCCACUGUUACGGCCGACCAUUGGACCUUAUGCUGACGGCGGCGAGCACGACCUACCAGAGGAGUACAAGGAGGUUUGGACGGAUGGCAGCGAGGAGUUUCCAGGCUUGACGGCCACGCUUCCCAAGGCUUCCAUAACGAGCAUUCUCGGUGUGCCAAAGGGCCAACCGCGCCAGAUAGUCCAGCGCGCUGCUUCGCGAGCAAUUGUACAAGCGAUCGAAUCUGCCGAUGGCUUCAGGUACAGCUUCAACAAUGCGUGGGCGGCCAAAGACGAAGGCGGGCUUCGCUAUUCCUACAUUUGCCAGGAUAGCAUGCAGAAUAAAGAUAGACACGCCAAUGGCUUCACCAAGACGCAGAAGCACUUGAAGGGUGAGGGAGAACGCGGGCCGAGGAAGGCAACGUAUGAUUGCAAAGGCAGCAUCAGCGUGAAGUUUAGUGGAAGUCGAAGGCGCGUUGAUGUGUACUAUCGCCAUUAUGCUAUUCAUUCAACGGUUGCCGAGCAAAAGAGUCUGCCCCGACCUCUGCCACAAAGGUAUCCUGUCAUUGCAAAUCCCGCUGCCAGCUCCUAUCCCGCCACUGCACCAUCUCGGUCAACUGGCGGCUUGUAUGGCCACUUGCAGACCGAGAACGCGGCCCACGGCGAGCUACCCAGCACGCUACCUCCAUCGGCGCCCGUACGGUCUGAGUCUUUGAGUGGGCGGCCUAGUAAGCGCAAGCGGUAUGAGGACGGAUCGGUUGAUCCGAGCAGGCCUCUGUCGCUCUCUGAGUUACUUCAACAGAGUGAUACGGCCAAGGCCUCCAUAGACCACACAGAGCCAGAGCAUGCUCAACACGCUAGCGGUGUGCCUCCACCAGUCCAGUAUAACCUACCGUCAUGGCAAGCACCUCCGUCAGCACCACCUCCACCGAAACCAGGACCACCUCAGCAGCGUACACAGUACAACAACGUCAGCGGCGUGGCGUAUCCGCUGCCAUAUCAGCCUCAGCAUUAUUCACAAGCGCAGCAAUAUCCGCAGAACCCGCAAAUGCCCGUUGCGAAACAAUCGAGGCAAAACUCAACUGCCCAAGCCCCGGGUCUUUUCAGCACGCUGAAACCAGUCAGCCAAAAGAAGUCAUCAUCUGGCACUCACCCGUCACAAUUCAUCAUGUACCAAUCGUAUCGGGCGAAGACUAGCUGUAACAACUGCCGAUCGAUCAAGAAGAAGGUGCGGGACACCACCUCUCCCACCAUAAACUCAAUGCUGACGUUGUUCAGUGUGAUGAAGUACGCCCGGUCUGCGGUGGUUGUGCAAGGGUUGGUAAGGUGCAGUGUGUUUACGACAGCGCUCCAACUACUGCACCGAUGUACAAUACGAACUACAACGGCCUGCCAAAUGCACAAACGCCAUCACAGCCAGCAGCGCCUACGCAGCUGCAGCUGCCAAGAAGCAACGCCACGAUUCAAACCUACCAGCAUUCCUAUCCAAUGCAGGGCUACGACGCGGCAUCGCAGAGUCCAGCUACAUCGUACUCGCAGACACCGAUUGUGUCGUAUCCGCAGGCUGCUGCGGUGCUGCAGACUCCUCAGCCGCAGACGGUAUCCGAAAGGGAAGACAGUCCGGAUCCAUGGUUUCCCCGAAGGUGAUUAGAUACGGACGCUACGUGUCGUCCCUCAGAAGUAUCAUGUGGCCGAUGCAGGUACUCGAGCAUGUCGCUUUCGGCGUGGCAUGGACGUCCAGCUCACCACCGUACGACUAACGCCCAUGUGGUACACUACUAUGACAUACCCUCAGCCAGCAUCUUGUGAACCUGCUUCUUACCUUUAAGUGGGCGUGAUUGUCAUGCUCAGCAGCAGGCACAGCUUAGUAGUCUAUCCUGCCGCCUCAUAAGUGAGCUGACCGUGGAGUAGCAGACACUUGCAAG